Messenger RNA from Cryptotermes secundus, 3024 nucleotides. RefSeq names its product heterogeneous nuclear ribonucleoprotein H2 (gene glo). Lineage: Eukaryota; Metazoa; Arthropoda; Insecta; Blattodea; Kalotermitidae. Gene Ontology annotation, molecular function: RNA binding. The transcript is spliced from 10 exons. Gene Ontology annotation, biological process: regulation of RNA splicing. Bases 153 to 1541 code for a protein of 462 amino acids. Gene Ontology annotation, cellular component: ribonucleoprotein complex; nucleoplasm. The record is from RefSeq and is a predicted model, not a curated record.
GCGCCCUAGACGCCAUCCGUAUUUGGCAAUCUUGAAGGAAGCCAUUUUGUGUUAGCAGGUAAAGAAGCGGCAUAAGAUUAAGGAUUAAAUAAGUUUAAAUUGUGAAACCCUGUGGUAUUGCCUGCAUUUGUGUAGCACGUUGUCAGGAAGCAAUGUCGGGAUCUGGAGAUCAUGAUGAUGAGAGCUACGUUGUGAAGCUGCGAGGUUUGCCGUGGUCAACCACGGUGGAUGAGAUCCUGAAAUUCUUCAAUGACUGUAGCAUAAAGGAUGGGAAACUUGGUAUUCAUAUGACCAUGUCGAGAGAGGGGCGGCCAAGUGGCGAGGCAUACGUGGAGAUGGAGACAGAUGAAGAUAUUGAGAAAGCUUGCAAGAAAGACAGAGAUCAUAUGGGACAUAGGUACAUUGAAGUGUUCAAGGCCAAAAGAUCUGAAAUGGAAUGGGUUGUGAAACGCAGUGGCUUGAACUUGGAAAAUGCAAUGGAUGAUGGUUGUGUGAGACUCCGGGGGCUACCGUUUGGUUGCUCAAAAGAAGAAAUAGCACAAUUCUUUUCAGGGUUGGAGAUAGUACCCAACGGGAUUUCCCUACCGACUGACUACACGGGAAGGAGUACGGGGGAGGCUUACGUUCAGUUUGUAAACAAAGAAGUGGCAGAGAAAGCUCUGCAGAAACACAAGGAUAAAAUAGGACACAGGUACAUCGAAAUAUUCCGUAGCAGUUUGUCAGAGGUUCGAGCUGCUAUUGGACCCAAGAUGCGCCCUAUGGGUCCAGGGGGCUUCAAUCAAAGGCCAGCUCCAUAUGACCGAGGUGACAGAUUUGGUGGAAUGAACCGUUACAACAAUAUAGGCAGAGGGUCUCGGAGCUUCAAGGGUUUUGGAGAUUUUGAUGAUGGGCCAAGUCCCUGGGGAUUCAACUCUUCAUGGGGCAGUGGUGGUGGGCCCGGUCUGCGUGGCAGCCUAGGUGGCCGUGGAGGUGGUCUCAACAUGAACAUGAACAUGAACUCCGGUGGAUUUGGUGGACUAGGAAUGGGCCGUGGUGGUCGUGCUGGAGGUGGUGGCGGCGGUAGUUGGAGCAGCAAUGGGGCUGGACUGGGUGGAGGUGGUGGAGGGGGUGGACAUUGCAUCCACAUGAGGGGAUUGCCCUUCAGAGCAACUCAGGCAGACAUUGCUGAUUUCUUCAGGCCAGCUGUGCCAAUAAACAUACGUCUCCUGUACGAUAACAGUGGGCGUGCAUCUGGAGAAGCAGAUGUGGAGUUCGCAACUCACGAAGAAGCAGUGAAGGGCAUGUCCAAAGAUAAGGGACAUAUGCAACAUCGGUACAUUGAACUGUUCCUGAACUCCACACCCGGCAACUCUGGAGGUGGUGGUGGUUUGGGCGGUGGCAACUUUGGCAGUAUGGGUGGUGGUGGAUUUGGGGGUGGUUCUGGAGGUGGAGGCUUUGGAGGUGGUUUGGGAAACAGUUUCCAGAGAGGAUGUUCAAGCAACUUGGGGAGUGGAAUGGGGUUCAGUAGCCAGAUGGGCGGUAGCAAUUACAGCUCAUUCUAAAAUUUCAGAUCAACCCACCUGUUUUCACAUAAUAUUAUUGCAUAGGGCGUUGAGAGGGAAUCAUGUGAAUAGUUUGAAGAACACUUCAUGGGGUUCCCCUUUCAUCUGUUCAUACAUGCGCAGCGCUAUUAUAUGCUCAGCUUGCAGUAUACCGACUUCUUCCUCUCUCUAGUACCCACAAGUGGCAGGGUCAUUUUCAUUACGCAUAUGAUAUGCAGCAUUUGCAAGCCCUUUACUAAAACUGAUUCACUAAUGACUCUUAAAUAUCACUGAUAUAUUGAUGGACUUUUACUCUUUGUGUUUAGUUAAAAUACUGGCCUAUAUAUGUUUGAACAUUUAUCGUUUUGUUCUUAAAAUAAGAUAUUUUUUGGUUUUGUCUUAAUUGUGUCAUCUGGAAGUUAUUCUUCAUGUAAUGUAGAUGAACUGUACACAGAAGAAUGUUACUUAAGAAUUGUAAGUCUGUAUAAGCUCACUUUCGUAAUUGCCAACAAUCCUGCAGGUACAAUACAUUAAGAGGCAUUUUCUUUGUAGUUCUGAUUUGCUGUAGAAAUUUCACUUGCAGUGGUGUUUCAUUGUACCAGUUUGACAGCUUGCAUACAAGAUUUCUGUUGUAAUCCAUGUGUAGUAGUUUUUGUGCAUUAAAGGCUUAUUUAAUAAUUCAUAAAAAUUAUUUGUCGUUAUGGGAUGUGAAAAGUUGCAUACAAAAUUAUCUGUGCAUGUAUUUUUUGGUAAUAUUGGACUUUUUUGUUCUGAACUUGCAGUUAAGUGGAUGAUAAAUAAUUUUAUUUUCUUAGGGGUUGGGAAGUAAAUAUAUCUGCUAUGUGCCACGUAAACAUUUAGUUCAUACACAUGAAAGAGUGGCUGCUGGGCACCUGUACAUGCGUUCGUCCUUCAGAACUAUGUAACGUGGCUAAUUUGCGGAAUUUAUAUAAUGUAAAUUGGGGCUCACAAGUAUUGUAGUCUCCAUAAUUAUAUGUCCCUUCUCCAGAGUUGUAUGUUAUUAACUGUACCUUGCUUUCAGCACAGUAUGGAAUACAGAUGUGGUAAAGUGUCCACAUUUUGCACAGGACAGAGACUUGAGACAAUUUCCAUGAAGUAAUGUUUUGGUGUUGUAACAUUAUGUAAAAGUGUGUGAAUUUUAUGUAUUUGUUUCAGCAUCUAAAUGGUGAUCUACGUUUAAGGAUGGCUUCUGUUGGAUUUAAGUUGAACAAAGUUCAGAGAUUUAUCAGGAAAGACACACUAGUGUAUGUACUCUUACACUCAUUGUGCCCAGGACAAUCACAAAGUUCUGUAGCUGUGUUUUAGUACGUCGCACAAAAUUGUAAUAAUUUGUGUUUAAUGGGAUGUAAAGAUAUUAAUGGUAUGAAGUUGUAUGAUGUUUAGAGACUUAAUUUGUUUUUAUUUCAUAUUUGUCUGUAUAGAAAUGUGUGUAAUUCUGCAGUACAGCUUUCAUCUAAAUUAAAUAUUUUGUAAUUUUUACAUA